Messenger RNA from Nerophis lumbriciformis (worm pipefish), 1540 nucleotides. RefSeq lists its product as uncharacterized. Gene Ontology annotation, molecular function: DNA-binding transcription factor activity, RNA polymerase II-specific; RNA polymerase II cis-regulatory region sequence-specific DNA binding. Gene Ontology annotation, cellular component: transcription regulator complex; chromatin; PcG protein complex. NCBI's taxonomy places the organism in Eukaryota, Metazoa, Chordata, Actinopteri, Syngnathiformes, Syngnathidae. The record is from RefSeq and is a predicted model, not a curated record. Gene Ontology annotation, biological process: regulation of transcription by RNA polymerase II.
AGGCCAGCUAAAAACUAAGGAUGAACGAUUUUCUUGACUUUUGGUGAAAAUGAAGAACGCACCUGACCUCCGAAUCACGUUCGUUAUUGUUUAGUAAAUAUUUAAGGCGUCCUGGGCAUAUUUUUGUUUUACAACAACAAAUUGCUCAUCUAAAGUCGACAUUGUGCGCUUAACGCGCGUCAAUGCGCCUCGCCAGCUGGGGAGCGAACACCGGAAGUUAGCAAUAAAUGCUAACGCACGUAGCUCUGGUGCGGGUGUUGUUGUUAUUGUGCCGAAAUGUGUCGAAAAGUCCAAAAACUGAAAGCGUUUGUGAACGAGCGACUUACUGCCGCCGCGGAGGAAAUCUUUGUCGUGUUUGAAAGAACCAUAGCGGAGUACGAGGAGGAACUUUGUCGCUCCAAAGAGGAGAUAGAGCGACAACGUCAACAACUGGACACCUUUUUAAAGCCUCAAGUUCGUGUCAGCACAGCAGACGUCGGGGAAAGUCAAGCUGAUGUUGGCAUUGAGCAGCAGCAUGAGGAGCCGGAGCCCCCCCACAUUAAAGAGGAAAAGGAUCUUGGAGGGUCGGAGGAGGCUGAUAUUCGCACUUUCCAUGUGAAGAGCGAAGAUGACGACGAGGCAGAGCAAGCAGAGUGGUCACAGUUUUUUCUCCACAGAGAGGAGGAGACAAGUCAUCACAUGAAGACAGAAGAUGACGAUGGAGCAGAGCGACACACAGGUCCACUGUCAGACUGUGAGGACACAACGACAACAUCGACUGAGACUGACGACGCGGAAGAACCCUUAAAGAGCAAUGAAGAUUCCAAAGGGGAGAAAACGUUUGUCUGCUCUUUUUGCAGCAAAAACUUCAACCGCAAGGACAGUUUCGUCCGCCACAUCCGAGGUCACACCGGAGAAAAACCUUUCAGCUGUUCAAUCUGCACCAAAAGCUUCAAAUAUCGCUACGAAAUUAGCCGCCACAUGAAAAUCCACACCGGGGAAAAACCGUUCAGCUGCUCGGUUUGCGGGAAAAUGUUCGGUCGCAGGGAGCACUUGCUCUCCCACAUGAGGAGUCACACUGGAGAAAAACCUUUCAACUGCUCAGUCUGCAGCCGGGGAUUCAGCCAGCGUUCGCACUUGGCGGCGCAUUCGCGGACGCACACCGGAGUGAAACCUUUUCCCUGCACGGUUUGCGGCAACACCUUCUCGCUGAAGUGCGUUCUGAUUGCGCACAUGAGAACGCACACAGGAGAGAAGCCGUUCACCUGCACGGUGUGCGGCAACAAGUUCACUCGCAAGAGGCAUUUGUUGAUGCACAUGAGAAGACACGCCGGCGAUAAAAGUGCUCAGCUUCAGUGUGCAUCGUUAAAGAAUAACUCCAAUCCAGAUUAAGAUGCACUGUGCUGGAGUUUGACUGAACAACACAAACUGACCAUUCUUUUGGUUUGUACAUGUAGUCAACUUAUAGUCACAAAUAAACACACUUUUCUUCAGCACAAAAUAAUUUAUGGAAUUAUCUGUUUUUAAUGAUGAAAUAAAAAUGCUGGAUUUUUUUUCACAA